This is a messenger RNA of Pseudopodoces humilis (Tibetan ground-tit), 773 nucleotides long. It is a transcript of the gene CD8B, whose product is annotated as CD8 subunit beta. Gene Ontology annotation, cellular component: cell surface. Gene Ontology annotation, molecular function: MHC class I protein binding; coreceptor activity. Gene Ontology annotation, biological process: regulation of immune response. Lineage: Eukaryota; Metazoa; Chordata; Aves; Passeriformes; Paridae. The record is from RefSeq and is a predicted model, not a curated record.
AAAACCCCUCCGUCACAGAGUCCACCAACAUGGUCCAGCCAUGGCUCCAUCUCUGCAUCUGCCUCCAGAUCCCAGGUUUUUAUACACUUUUAACCCAAACUCCAGAGCACCUUCUAACCCAAACUAACAGUAAAACCGAAAUGCUCUGUGAGGUGAAGAAGGAGCAUACCGGGGUGUACUGGUACCGCUGGAGCCAGGAGAGGCAACGUUUCGAGUUCUUGGUGUUUUCCAACAUGCUGGGCAAAGCCACGUAUGGCACAAACGUGAGCCGGGACAAAUUCAGUGUCCAUGAGGCAAGAGCCCACAGCUCCUACAGCCUGCACAUCAGCCACCUGCAUCCCUCAGACAGCGGCACUUACUACUGCUCCAUCUCCCAGUCCUCCCAGCUCCUCCUGGGCAGUGGGACACAGCUCAGAGUGGCUGACACUUUACCUCUGCCUCCAAAGACCACACAGACACCAGUGUCCAAAAAGCCCGUGCCGCGGAUAACCAAAAGCAAAGCUGCCAGCAGGACAGGUCCCUGCAGUCCCCUGGUCUGGAUCCCCCUGGCCGCGGGUGUCCUGCUCCUCCUGCUGGGCCUGGUGCCCGCUGCCCUCCGCCUCCACCGUGAGUAUCCCGCCACCACCCUGAGGGGUGCCGGGCCCUGGGACAGCCCAGGACAGGGGGUGAGCCGGGAGGGACUCCUGCCACUGACGGACACUGUCUCUUCCCAGGUCUGCGGCGGAGGCUGUGGCUUCGCAUCCACAGGCAGUAAAUCCCAGUAAAUCCCAGUA